GUUUUGCUGCCAGAGCGGAAACCAGGGCUUUCAGCGGGCCAGAGGUGCUCCCUCCCCUCCGUUCUCCAUUUGACUCGGUCAAUCCCACCACCACCCUACUUUCCCACAUGACCAAUGAGUCGUCAUCGUCGUUUUAUUCCAAAGUUUCCAAUUGCCAUGACAAAGCUCAACAUGUACAAUUUCACGCAAUAAACGAUCCACCACUCACUCUAGUACUUCUGCCAUAUCUUCCUUUGCAGUCCAGCAGUACCUGCUACUAGGUUUUUCACUCCAACGGCCAUAGCCGAAGCUGAUGAUGCCAAUGAUGGAGAUUUAGCUCACCAACCCUAAGCCCUGAAUCUGUGUGGAGAGAGAGCCUUGGAGCCUGCGAGGUCAAUGUGUAUCACCUUGCCAGUGGAUACCUGUGUAGAUACAAACAAGAUACUGAACACGGAGGAAUUUGUCUAAGUUGUGCGCUUGCUUAAGAGCGUGACUUGCUCCUCACCCCCUGCAGACUCCCUCCCGCGUCUGCCUCCCGUCAUUGCAGAGUUUCAGAGCGUCCCAGGACUCAACAGGAAGCAGUUAAAGUGAAACUCACUGUUGGAGCACUGUUCUCUUCGCGUAGCCGUUGCACCAGACGCCGUGUUUCUUUGGUCUGUAAAGCUGCCUUGGUGCUGUGGCAGCUCUUCAUCCAACUUCUGGUUUUGAAGUAUACUAGUCUGGAGCAUUCUAGGGCACGUGUGUCGGGCUUUGAGUUUCUUCUAAGCGAGAGAGGGCUGUCAUAAGAAGUUUCUAGGGAGACGAAGGCACUUGGUGGUCAGACAGCACUUGUUGUGUGCCUGGAGGGAGAAAGAAACGAGGUCCAAAAUGUGGGAACUUUUGGAUAUACACAUUCCUGCUGUGUUGUUGCUACCGAUUAUAGCAUGCGCCUAUGGCGUAUGGUUUUGUUGUCAGCGGUCCACGAAAACUAGCCAUGUUCGCCGAAGCGAAUUUCAAAGACUCCAGCAAGCGGCGAUGCGAGAGCAGGCGAUGGCCGAAAGAGAGCUGGAAGAGGAUUACAGGCGGCAUAAACAGGUAGAGUCUCAGGAUUUUCGCCGCAGAGCGUCGCCAGGAAACGGUUAUGGACACGAUAUAGGGAUAGGAGAGUGGAGGGAGGAUAGAAGAGGAUAUAGGGACUCUGAGGCUGAUCCUCGCAGAAGGAAGCAAGUUGUAGAACAGGAACAGCACAGGAGGCAUGAAGAAGCUGAAUUACAACGCAGACGGCAAGUUGAAGAAGACGAGAAGCACAGGAAACGAGAGGAAGCGGAUUACAUCCGAAGAAAGGAAGAGGCUGAUGCUCUUCGGAAGCAAGCGGAGAUGGAAGACCGCAAACGCAGAGAAGAAGCUGAGAAUGAGUUGAGGAGACAAGAAGAAGAAGAGCAAGAAUGGCAGAGAAGGAAAGCAGACUUAGAAGCUCAAGCCAAGCGAGAGGCCGAGGAAGAGCGUAGGAGACGAGCCGCCGCAGCAGAAGAGGACGCUCGUAGAAGGUGGAAAGAGGAGGAAGCAGGCAGGCUAGAAACUGCCCAAUUUUCUCCUAGAAACGUCCAGGGUCUUAGCUGUGUUGUGUGUCAGAAGCCCACAAGACGGCGAUGCUCUCGCUGCAAGAGCAUCAGUUACUGCUCUCGAGAAUGUCAAGUGAAACAUUGGUCCGACGGACACAAGUACAAUUGUAAGUCACGUGAUAAUCUUUCCAGCCCCAGGAGCUCCAUUGAUGGUGAUACUUUCUGACAACCUACGAAAUAACCUAUUGCAUCAUCUAGAUGGCUUUGCGCUGUCCUGUGGGAUGUGCAGAGAAUUUUAGGAAGACAUAUUGAGAGGCGUGUCGGGGGUUUUGAGCUUAUAAAAGAGGCACACUAUGUAUGAGGUACUGUAUCGUGGCUUGUGUUCCACUUUCAAACAUUUUUUCUGCUAUUGUUAAAUAUCAACCUUGUUAGGCAGGUAAGGAAUAUCUCGUGAUUAUUUGCUGAAUUCAGGAGGAUGUAUUCACUCCUCUGGUGGUAUGUUGUCCUUCACAAUUCGAGUGUUUCUACGUGUUCGCUCUUGGAGUGGUGUCACUGAUAAUGUUCGUUCGGGCAAGCCACUGAGGUUCAGUGUGAAAAUUAGUGAAUGGAACGGUAAAGAGUUACCAUGCAGUAAAUGUUUACUAUCAAAUGCUUUGAGAUGUGGUGAUCUGCACUGUAACCAUUCGUAAUGUAUGGCACAGCAAUUUCCCACUGGAGGGCAAAGAGCUGGAUUGCGUAGUUCGAAAUUAAUUGCGAACUUCCUGAUUCCUCGACAAUGUUUCGCUAUCGACUUCUCGUAAAUGGGUUCAGUUAGGCGUUCUUGGAUCCAGCACACUACUUGGGGUACCAUUGCUACUGACUGCCUUGUCAGAUGGAUCGGAGUUAGUUUGUAUAGAAUUGAGUUCAGCUGCCAUUUUGCAACUCCUGGAACGCUUCGGUUUAGCCUGGCAUGCAGUGCAUUGUGUAGUAUUUCAGUUUGCAGUAAAAAAUUCAGGUGUUGAUACUCUCAGAUAUGCAAUUGACUUGUAAUUUGCAUUUGAAUAUGCACUGUCCAACUCCAUCUUUACAUUAA
Physcomitrium patens is the source of this 2592-nucleotide messenger RNA. The record is from RefSeq and is a predicted model, not a curated record. NCBI's taxonomy places the organism in Eukaryota, Viridiplantae, Streptophyta, Bryopsida, Funariales, Funariaceae.